Messenger RNA from Trematosphaeria pertusa, 2998 nucleotides. RefSeq lists its product as uncharacterized. Lineage: Eukaryota; Fungi; Ascomycota; Dothideomycetes; Pleosporales; Trematosphaeriaceae. Bases 147 to 2792 code for a protein of 881 amino acids. The transcript is spliced from 2 exons. The record is from RefSeq and is a predicted model, not a curated record.
UCCCCAGAACAUACGACCUGUCCGAUUCUCUGCAUCAUCCAUGGUUGUGAUCCACCAUCGACUUGCGGGGCAGCGUGCACGCCAUUCAACCAUUCCCCAACCCAUAUCUGCCAACCUCUGACCCGCCCCUCUCUAACAGCCAAGCCAUGUUCAUGUUUAAUAAGAACAACGCCGUACCGGGCUCAAGUGAGUCGUCUGUGGACUCCCUGGUCACCGUCCCACCAGCUUCGACCUCCGCUUCCGAUGUUUGCCAGUCCUCGGAUGCUUCAUCUUACGGGGACCUACCUUCGCCUGAGCAACAAACAAGAGCCCACCUCAGCAAGAGGACCUCCGUCUUCAACCUCCGCUCGAGGAGUAACACGGCCACCUCAACCGCCUCAUCCUUCGUCUCUGUCGCUUUACCCAUGGCGGGACUGGAGAGUUCGUCGCACCGCACCUCGCAAGACCUCCGCCAUGUGGCCAGCCAAAGUUUCUUGGAAACGCAUAGAAAGAAGCAGUCGCUGUUUCGAGGAAAGAAGGGCAAGAGGCUGAGCGGCUCGCUUUCCCCGACCUUCAAUAUGGAUGAGACUGCCGAAGCUGAUACUGGAAGCAAAAGGAUCUCGGUCCUAAGGAAGAACCGAAGGCAUACCAAUCAGUCUGAAAGCUCUUUUCAUAACCUCAAAAACCGAAUUUCCAGACCCUUCGAUUUCCAACAUUUGACACACACCGACCGAAACCAAUUUCCCGCCUUAGAACAAGCCUCUGAAAACGAUCUCGUAGCCGAAUUCUGGGCGGUUCGCGCCUCACAAGCUCCCCGUCGCGACCUUACUGGUAUAAAGGCUGAAGACCUACACUUGUACAACUUCUCGACGGAAAAUCUGGCUUCCGAGUCACGGUCAACCUCCUCUUUGGCAUUCAGGUCGCCGCCUGGCAGCCCUGAGCCGUACGAGGGGCAGCUGCCUAGCGGCUUCGCGGAAGAAUCCAACGGCCAGUCGCUUCGCUUGAUCAGAUCAGUGGAAAGUUUCUCGAGGCCGGGAAUCAACCCUCGCGCCCAUCGUCAUACGCAGUCGGCCAAUCCACCGCCUCGGGUGUCCUCCCGUGUGGCAUUGGCACCCAUUCAUGACGUCCCAGAAGAGGCGGUCGACAACCACGAACCCUUCCACGUUAUGAGAUCGCAAUCCAACCGGCAGUCGGGGAUGUGGGACUAUUUCAUCCCAUUGAGCCCCACAAGCUCUCGCGGACAGCUCCCGCCUAUGGCCGAGGAGUCGGAAUAUGUUGCGCAUGCCUUCACCACUCCUGAUGAUUCAGCAAUCCACCCCAUGACCCCGCCGUUCAGUCCUGGCCUUGACCAUGUCGCAGAGGAACCAGAACGAUUCAUCAGCCCUAGACCAGCGCCCCGACCCCCUGUCAGAUCUCCCAGGUCUCCAAAGUCGCCUGCCUUUGAGUCAUUUGCCUUCAGCAAUCAACGAUCUCCAAUAUCGAGAUCACACAACCGGAAAAGCUCCUACACUUCUCCCAAGUCGUCCAACCAACGAAGCUCCAUGAUCCGCCCCAUGUCCCAAAUGUCGGAUACCUUGGGCUCGCCUGGUGUCACCCGAAGGACCUCCGUUCGUCGGGCUUCAUCAUCCCGCAGGAAGUCUAAUACGUGGCGGGUCAUCGAAGAGUCGUGGGAGGACGAUGUUGAUUACAUCUACGACAAUGCGCUUGAAGCUGAUUGUGAUUUUGAUUGGGACUGCACGUCUGAUGGUGGAUCCUUCGAGGACAGGGAUCGGACACCAGAGCAACAGGAUCACCAGCCUUCCUCCGCUACUAGAUCGCACCACACUCGCGCGUCUUCUUCGAUAGCCGAAGAAGAGCCGACUCUGCAGACGAGGUUCUUUCCGGGUCCCUUCGCUCCGUCCCUGCGAGUGCCGAGUGCCAAUAAUGUCCCAGAGCUAGAGUCCCGGUCGGCCGCCUCUGCUUCGACCGCUGAUACCGGUGUGCGGACGCCCUCCGACUUCUUCGGUGCUCCCUCUCAGGACGAGGAAGGCUUCCACCUCAAUCCUUCUCUUCUUGUGCCGCAUGACUACAAAGACCAGGUCUCACGCGAGGAUAUGUAUGAUGAUCUCCUUGCCGACUACGAGGGCUUUGACCGCCAUUUCCCGCUGCUCGAUGCAAGCCGCAGCGUUGCUAGCUCAACGCGUAGCAGCCACGUCCGCUCCAGCAAGCGCAGCUCCUAUGACAGCAGCUUGAUGUCUAGUGGUCAAGCGUCGGGGUCUUGGACUUCGGGUAUCCGACGCUCUGCGAGCUCGUCGGGCAGCCUUCCAGAGCUGGUCCACUCCCGACGCGCUCGUCGAGAUUUCAACAUGAUGGUUGACCAUCUCUCCGAGCAGGUCGCCUCUUUCUCGGCUUUCGGCGAGGAUGAUACCGAAGAGAACGAAGACGAUACAACCCCACCAGCACACGCUUCUCCCGAUAGGACUUUCUUCACUGCUGAUGACGAACCACAGCAGGAUGACGAUGUCCGCGCCUCGAUCGAGCUGGAGGUUAGGGCCUCCCUUGAGCUUGCCCGACAAGGUUCCACUCGCUCAUCUCGGGCUCCGGCCCACUACCACAAGUACGCCUCUUCAGAUGGUGCAGCCAAGCUGCUCGCUUCUCCUUUGCCACCGACGCCAGAGCCGCGUCCCUCAAGAUCCCACAUUCGAGCAACAAGCUCAAUCACUGCACUCCGAGGAAAGCGAGACCAGUAUCUCAGUCUCUUUCCCACACCACCGACGCACUCGCCACUUCCUUCACCCUCUACUGCUUCCGAGAGCGCAUUCAACCGCUUUUAACCGAUCACAUCGAUCACCGGCGUCCUUUCUAGUCACUACUUUGUACUUCUACGGUGCUAAAUCACCACUGCAUCGCGCCCAGGUGGCCACUCGAACGACGGCCGGGCCAAACUUCGAUUCUUACGAUGUCAAUGACUUUGCAUACCCUUCAUGUAGAUAUUCACGAUCACGACGGUCGGAUUGGAGCAUUCUUCAUUUCUGUCUCA